AUGAAGAUUGUGAAGCUGGAGGCUCUGGGACAGAGGUGCCUCUACAGAGUCCUGGAUCUCUACAGCCACCUCCAGAGCGGGGCUUGCCCAGAAGGUGCGAGCAGGAUCCUGAGAGGGUUGAGAUGCCAAAAUUCAGGUGAAGAAGCGGCUCGGGAGGCUGCAGAGAGCAGAGAGCAGCAGCAUGCAACCAGGGCGCUGCAUUUCCUGCAGCUGCAUCAUCGCGAGGGCUCCCUGCUCAAAGGGUUAAACGCGCAGGCAGAGGCUGAGCUGAGGAAAAUUCGGGCGCAGUUCAGGCUGGAGAUUCAAAUCCACACCGAGGAAAAGGGUUUGGUGAGGAAAUCUUCCUUAGCAAAGGAUUUCCAGCUGGAGGCACAGAGAACGAGAUUAGGAGGAGAGAAAAAAGGGAAAAUGGAGCAGAAUUCCCAGAAUUCCCAAAUUCCAGGGACACAUCCCAAGGCAGAGGAUCAGCUCCUGCAGUUCCUGACUAAGAGUAUCAAGGUGUUGAAGCAGGCAGAGCACCUGAUGGCAUCCAGGAUCACCCUGCUGAACCCCCAGCUCACAGCACCUCCCCUGCACGGGGAUGAAAUGAAAUGUGAAACCUCCUCGUUUCUCCUGGGCCUCCUGCAGGAGGUGAACGAUGAGCUCCGGAGGAAUGCAGGGGCAGCAGGGCUGGGACAGAGCCAAAGGCUGCAGAAAACAGAAAUCUGUGCUCAGGAAGGAGAGCUGAGUGCAGUGGAUCCUGCAGCCCUUUCUCCCAGGGAGUUUGUGGUGUUCCAGUACGGCCUCUCCAUCCUACAAUUCCUCACGUUUCACAUUCAAGCUCCAGAAUUCACCCUGGCUGUGGCCUCCAGCCUCCCCCAGAGCGAUGCCCCAGGCAAUGCCUUCAGAAAUUCCUUUUUUUAUCAGAUGGGGAUAUUCAAAUUUUUUUUAUUUUUUUCUCAGAAUUCCAAGAAGAAACUCUUCAUCCUGAGGGAGUGCCUGGGCUCUGGGGGAGGAUUCCUGCUGGUCCUCGUGCACUGCUGGGCUCAUGUCACUGCUGGGGACCUGAGCCACGACUCCAACCCCCUCUUCCUGAGCCUUUUCCACCAGGCUCUAAAGGCCUGUCUCAGUGAGAUGUUCUCCCUCAGGCUGCAGCUCUCAGCAGCUGCCCCAGGGAAUAAAUCCCAGGGGAUAAAUCAGAUUCUGCUCCAAGAGGAGCCAUUCUCCACAGAGGAAAUAAAUCUGAUCUCCCAACUGCUGGAAGUGAGAGUGAAAAACCUCACAGACGUGGAAGCCUUUGAGAAGGACCUCUUGCUCCGAGUGAAAUCUGAGGAAUCACUCAGCAACAAGUGGCUGGUGAAGAAAAAAGAGAAUUUCCUCCACCCCCUGAGCAGCAGUGGAAGGGAAAGCCUUGGACAGAGGGCACACCUUGAAGAGGAAACUGUGGCUUCCUUGUCCCUCUCAGAACUGGAGGACAAAGUGGAUGCAUUGACUGAGGAGCUGCUGCAGAUUGUGGAGGAUGAGCAGCAGUUUUUGAGCAGUGAAGGCAAUGAAGAUCUGCUCUCUUAUUACCUUGACAUAACCAGCUUGGAGAAGCAGAGUUUGGGAAAACAAAUCAAGGCUUUAGAGGAGGAAAUAGCCCAGGGCAGGAAUUUGUGAUGCUCAGAAUUUUGUGGUUUGGUUCCUGCUCCUCUCUUUUGGGCACUGGGCUCCAACCCAAAGUAAAUCCUCGAUUUUUUUUUUUUUUUUUGCUUUUAUUCCAGUGGAUUUUUCCUCCCCGUGGCCAAGGCUCAUUAAAUCAGGAGGGAAAGCAGUGCAGUAAUUGAAGUGACAAGACUUUGGCUGGAGGAGUUGACAUUUCUGGCCCUCUCCAAGUGCUGAGAGGAAAUAUUGCUGCAAAAAGCCCAGGCUCCGAGUUUCCAGGAACAGGAGCAAAAAUCUAGAAUCACUCAA
Messenger RNA from Sturnus vulgaris (Common starling), 1932 nucleotides. The record is from RefSeq and is a predicted model, not a curated record. NCBI's taxonomy places the organism in Eukaryota, Metazoa, Chordata, Aves, Passeriformes, Sturnidae.